This is a messenger RNA of Rhagoletis zephyria (snowberry fruit fly), 700 nucleotides long. RefSeq lists its product as uncharacterized. The record is from RefSeq and is a predicted model, not a curated record. NCBI's taxonomy places the organism in Eukaryota, Metazoa, Arthropoda, Insecta, Diptera, Tephritidae.
UCGUAACAAUUGGUGUCAGAAGUGGGAUUCUUAAAUAAAUCCCGAAGGAUAAACUUUUGAAAAUAGCAAAAAUUCAGGAUUUAAAGAUUGAGGAACUCAAACGGGAUUUGGAGAAGCGAAAUUUAGCAACCUCCGGAAGAGAAGUGGAGUUACUAUCACGGCUGCGAGAGGCUAUGGAAGCAGAAGGCAUCGACGUGGACAAAUACGACUUCCAGGGUAAACUUGACGAUGCAUUCGCAAAGGAUGAACAGAAGGACGAGGCCGCUUGUUCGUCGAAGGAUGUGCAGCAGACAUCCGGGAAGGUUGAAGAACAGCAAAAGUCUCUAAGUUCAUCAACAGCUAUGGACAUGAACACGUUAUUGGCUGCCAUGUCACAGAUGUCAUCAGAGAUUUCAUCCCAGCUGCAAGUGCAGGGAACACGCAUAUCAUCGCAGCUAGAUGAAAAGAUUACUCAGUUACAAGAGAAUUUAUUCAAAAAUAACUCGGAACUCAGAGAGAGACAGAUAAAAUCGAGGAACGACAAGAUAAAAUCGAAGCGCUUAUUAAGGAAAAACAGGACAAAGCCGAAGCUAAGGUGGAUGAGCUUGAAGAUCGUCUCCGGGGUUUGCUGUUGAAUCGUCCAGCUAAUUCGACGAACGCUCCCAAGGUAAAGACUCCAUCUUUUGAUGGCACUAUUCCUUUCCAGGUCUUUAAGCUCCAG